Menidia menidia (Atlantic silverside) is the source of this 741-nucleotide messenger RNA. The record is from the annotation of a GenBank genome assembly. NCBI's taxonomy places the organism in Eukaryota, Metazoa, Chordata, Actinopteri, Atheriniformes, Atherinopsidae.
AUGAGGGAGGGAGAGGGAGAAGACAAGGAGGAGGAGAGUGGGAAGGAGAAAAAGAAAUGGAGAAAGACUGCAAGGUUCUUCGGGGAGAUUGACGGAUCGGUGAUGACCACUUUAAUCAGAAUGGGCAUGUUUAAAAGGGUGUCUUUGUUCGACUACCAGGCCAUGUGUAAGAUGAGUUCACACUCUGUCAGCAGCGCCCGACCUCUCCUCAGUGUACGUCCACCCAUAUAUGCUUUGGCUUCAACCCUGAAGUGGUUCCUCUCCAACUUCUUACUACGUGACCCUGCCUGUCCAACUCUUUUAGCCUACACUCAUAAGAAAAAAGUGGAACACCUGCAGCCAUGUGACACGGAAUACCCCAGCUUCGUUUACGAGCCGUCAGUCAAGGAGACCAACAGUAUUAUUAAGUGUGGACGAUGCCAGAAGAUGUUUGUGGUGCAACAGAUACCUGAGAGCAACCUGCUGAUGCUUGUGGUACAGGCAGACUGCGACUGCUCCAGACAGCACCCACCCAUAACCCUGGAACCCAAGGAAGUCAAAUAUAUCCUUUUGGGAUCUGCUCAAGAAAUCACAAACAUGAAGUGUGACCGAAUGAGGUCCCAGAAGGUUCGGAGACGCCCCGAGUCCUGCCACUCCUAUCACCCACAGGAAAAUGCCAACGACUGUGGAGGGGCAUCUUUUAUAUCUCUUUCAAAAUGUCUUCUCCUCAUUUGUCUCUCCUUUGCUGCACUUGUUUCCUGA